Molecule: messenger RNA, 2201 nt
Organism: Cydia strobilella
Lineage: Eukaryota; Metazoa; Arthropoda; Insecta; Lepidoptera; Tortricidae
Product: multiple C2 and transmembrane domain-containing protein-like
Exons: 14
Coding region: 33-2201 (722 amino acids)
Biological process (GO): regulation of neurotransmitter secretion
Cellular component (GO): synaptic vesicle membrane
Molecular function (GO): calcium ion binding
Source: RefSeq, a predicted model, not a curated record
GUGCAAAAUAAAUAUAAAAUAAUAUUCCUGUGAUGGAAUCCUAUAAGAAAAAUGAACCUACAAAUACCUUAACAAAGAGACAUUUCGCUUCAAUAAAUUCAAGAAUACAAAACAAAUAUGAACAAAUGCAGAAAAGGCUGGAAAAAUCAAAAUCUGUUGAUUCACUGACUGGUUUACAUGAUAGUUUCGUUUUUAUACAAGCAAAUACAGUUGAUGAAAUUUCAAAACAAAGAAGAGAUGGAAACCUAUCUAAAGAUAAUAAACCGCAGGAUACUUUUAAAGUUACUGUCGAAGAAAUUCCCGUAAGUGCUACUUUGCUUCAAGAAGUGAAUGAAACAUAUGACGUUUCGUAUUCUGAAACGUUUAAUGAAACAGAAAGGAACAUCGAUAAAUUAUUCGACGGGCAAUAUGAGUAUAGCCUGACCACGAGUACCAGUCUGGAGUCUUUAAACACAUUAAAUACUGAGAGCACGGAGUAUGAAGAGUCGCUACCGCCGCCAUCGCCACCAGUGCACAAAACUACGAUACGUGAUAAAAUCGGAUCUCGAAUAGCAGCUGUUAAGGAAAGGCGAAAAGAUAAGAAGAAAGAGGCUCGAGAAAAAAUGGAAAAGUUGAUUCUGAGUAACACAACCAGACAAGACAUUGCGAAAAUCGUCAAGAAGACGAAAGUGGGCACGGUUACCAUUGCGCUCAUCGAGGCCACUGGGUUAGAAAGAGAUAUCACGGAGGAAAAGCCACGUAUGUUAUUUUGCCGUUUUCGGUUAGGAUCAGAAAAAUAUAAAUCUAAACCAAUAAAAAGCCUAGUGUCGUCUGUCAAAUGGCAAGAAUUAUUCAACAUUAAUUUAUUCGAGGAAAAUAUGCUGGAAAUCUCAUUAUGGGACAAAGACAUAUUUCUCGGAAGGAGCGACAUAGAUCUGUCAGAAACGGAGAAGGAAAAGACCCACAAAAUGCGUUUGGAUUUGAAGGGGUCUUCCUCGAACGUCCAAUUAUUCAUCCUGCUCACUAUCAGCGGGGUGACUCUAGAGAAUAUCGCUUUAGACAUGGAGGAAUACGAUAGCCAAAGGAAACUAAAACAGCUUAAACGUGCCUGGUUUCGACUAAGAGAUGACUACGCCGACGUGGGAUGCUUAUCAGUUUUCGUAUACGGAGGAAAGGGAUUAUCCGCAAACGAUUGCUACUGUGUUUUACAACUGAACAAUGACAGAUUGCAGACACCCACUGAAUUCAAGACCAACGAUCCAAAUUGGAUGAAAAUAUUUACAUUCACAGUAACGGACAUCACAUCAAUCCUAGAAGUCACUAUUUUCGAAGAAAAGAAGUCUGAAAUAGUUGGAAAGAUCUCAAUACCUCUCCUAAGAAUAAAUAAUGGAGAAAAAAAAUGGUAUGCCCUUAAGGAUAACACACAAAGAGAAAGAGCUAAAGGAUCUAAUCCAAGAAUACUUUUGGAAAUGAAAGUGACGUGGAACCUUCCGAGAGCAUCUCUUCGAGUCAUCAAUCCAAAAGAAGAAAAGUAUUUGGAUCCAGUAGAUAAACUAGACAGGCAAAUUUUCGCAAGAAAUCUAUCGCGAGCUAAAGCAGUGGGCGCGUGGAUAGUGGAUGCAUUCAAAGUUGUAAAAACCUGUUUCGAAUGGGAAUCUAGGAAGUGGAACAUGAUCGCGCUACUGGUGUGGCUGGUGAUGUGUUCCAUCUUCAGGGUCUGGAUGCUGCCGCUGUUGCUCCUCUUGCCGUUCAUUUGGUAUCGCCCUGAUAACUACUUCUUGUUCUCUUGGAGGAGGUAUUUUAAGGAAGACAGUAUAGCAGCAACCACAGAUGACCAAACUAAAAACGAAAAGGAAGAAAAGACAUCUUUAAGGCAAAAAAUUAACUCUUUGCAAGAAAUGGUACAGUCAGUUCAGAAUACCAUCGGCAAACUAGCUAGUUACGGCGAAAGCGUAAAAAACUUAUACAACUUUACUGUGCCUUUCCUGAGUUUUCUAACCAUCACUAUCAUUUUGGUAAUAGCUAUGGUAAUGUUCCUCAUUCCUGUCAAAUAUAUUUUCAUGCUGUGGGGCAUUCACAAGUUUACGAGAAAAAUCCUCCGCCCGAACAGAAUACCUAAUAAUGAAAUACUAGACUUACUAUCUAGGGUGCCUGAUGAUGAGAUUUUGCUAAACUGUCAAGAAUUAGUGUUAGAAGAAACAUCAGAAGAUGAUGUCCAUUGA